GAUAGGCUUAUACAUAUGUUUAUAUAGUCCUGUUUGAUACAAGAUAUACAUAGAUUAUUGUCAUCAUUACAUGUAAAACAGUUCAAUUAGCAAGAUCACUGCCACACCAAAGAUAUUGCCUUGCUUAUUUCCAAAAAUGGUAGAUAAGGUACAGUUUGAUGGUGAAUUUGUGGUGACAGAAGAUAUUAAGAAGAGAUUUGAUGAAGAUGGUUUCAUAGUUGUGAAAGACUUGUUUGACAAAGAAGAAAUAGCACAGCUGUGGAAACUGUUUGAAGGGCCUGAUGGAAUACUCAAACAUUCUUAUGAGACAACAGAACCAGAUGGGAAGAAGAUUCUUCGUGUAAUGUAUAAAAACGCCGGGACUGAUGUGAGUGGUGUAAUGUCCAGGUCUGAGAAAAUAGUUAACACAUGUGAACAGUUAAUGGAGGGGGAAGUUUACCACUACCAUGGUAAAUUUAUCUUGAAGAAUCCAAGAGAAGCUGGCAGCCAUGUUUGGCACCAAGACUAUGGAUAUUGGUACAGGCAUAAUUUAUUCCCUGACAUGAUAACUGUUUGGAUACCAAUGGAUAAGGCAACAAGACAAAAUAGCUGUCUACAGGUGCUGAAGGGUUCCCACAAGUGUGGUAGAAUAGAUCACCUCCCUGGAAAAGGCACUUUACAAACAGAGGCAGAUCUGGAACGCAUAGAAGCUUUGAAAAAAGUCUGCCCUCAUCUGUAUUGUGAGAUGGAACCAGGGGAUGUUUUGUUUCAACACUGUAAUUUGUUACACACCAGCAACCCUAAUGAAAGUGACAUGAGGAGAUGGGCAUUUGUUGCAUGUUAUAACAAAGCUAGCAAUGACUCUUUUAUAAAACAUCAUCAUGCAAGCUAUACAAAACUAGACAAGAUGCCGAAUUCUGCCAUCAAGGACUGCAAGAACUAUACAGAUUUCAGCGGGAAAGAGUUUACCAACCCAAUUACCAAUAUUGAUGAUAGGAAACACUUCCCUCCAACAAACGUGAAGGGAUAAAAA
This is a messenger RNA of Ruditapes philippinarum (Manila clam), 1012 nucleotides long. RefSeq names its product phytanoyl-CoA dioxygenase, peroxisomal-like. The record is from RefSeq and is a predicted model, not a curated record. The transcript is spliced from 10 exons. Lineage: Eukaryota; Metazoa; Mollusca; Bivalvia; Venerida; Veneridae. The coding region runs from base 137 to 1009 and encodes 290 amino acids.